Oncorhynchus tshawytscha (Chinook salmon) is the source of this 703-nucleotide messenger RNA. Its product is annotated as troponin I, fast skeletal muscle-like. Gene Ontology annotation, cellular component: troponin complex. Gene Ontology annotation, biological process: muscle contraction. Bases 132 to 569 code for a protein of 145 amino acids. The transcript has 7 exons. The record is from RefSeq and is a predicted model, not a curated record. NCBI's taxonomy places the organism in Eukaryota, Metazoa, Chordata, Actinopteri, Salmoniformes, Salmonidae.
UUCUCUUCCUUCUAGUCAACUGGCAUGUGUGAAUGAACAUGGCAUCCAUCCAUCUCACGGGAGACAGAUAUGUUACGCUGGUAGAACGCUUUGUAUUUUAAGGAGGAAGAGAGAAUCAACCACCGGCCAAGAUGUCAGAUAAAAAGAUGUCGUCGAGUCGCAGGCAACAUCUGAAGAGCUUGAUGCUCCAGAUUGCCCAGGGGUUCAUAGAGGCUGAGGCCAUCCAGGCAGAGGAGGACAAAAACAGCUACAUGGAUGAGAAUGUCCCCUCCCUCUCUGUUCCGGGAUCCAUGCAGGAACUCCAGAUUGAGGAUCUGAAGAUAAAACUACAAGACCUGAAGGGCAAGUUCAGGAAGCCCGUCCUGAAGAAAGUCCGCAUGUCUGCUGAUGCUAUGCUUCAGGCUCUGCUGGGCUCCAAACACAAGGUGUCCAUGGAUCUGAGGUCCAACCUGAAGCAAGUCAAGAAAGAGGUCAAGGAAGAGGUGAAAGAUGCAGCUGACUGGCGUAAGAACAUAGAGGACAAGGCUGGCAUGGACGGUAGAAAGAAGAUGUUUGAGUCCGACCCUUAAGACCCUUUAACAAGACCCCUAAUAUGUGUAUUUGUGUUCAUAUGUCUCCUCUGAUAACAUCCUCCAUUUUAAUCUACAUUCUCCUCCUGUCAUUCCUGUUUACACGACUCUGUCUAAUAAAAGAAAAUACUUCA